GAUGUCGGCUCAUCAUUGGGGGAAGGCUUUUGCGAAAAGCACACGUCCCAUGGAGACGGACGGCAGGAAGUUUCCUCUCGAACUGGGCGCUCUGGAGCUCGCUGCAGGAACUCCAUAGCCUCCUGUGCCGACGAGCAGCCGCAUAUUGGGAAUUACAGACUCCUUAAAACCAUUGGAAAGGGCAAUUUUGCAAAAGUGAAACUGGCAAGGCACAUCCUAACUGGCAGAGAGGUUGCCAUAAAAAUAAUUGACAAAACACAGCUGAACCCAACUAGUCUACAAAAGCUCUUUAGAGAAGUAAGAAUAAUGAAGAUCUUAAAUCAUCCAAAUAUAGUGAAGCUAUUUGAAGUCAUCGAAACUGAAAAAACUCUCUAUUUAAUAAUGGAAUAUGCAAGUGGGGGGGAGGUGUUUGACUAUCUGGUUGCACAUGGAAGAAUGAAGGAAAAGGAGGCUAGAGCUAAAUUUAGACAGAUAGUAUCUGCAGUGCAGUAUUGCCAUCAAAAGCAUAUUGUUCAUAGAGAUCUCAAGGCUGAAAAUCUAUUGCUAGAUGCAGAUAUGAACAUUAAAAUAGCUGACUUUGGUUUUAGCAACGAGUUUACAGUUGGAAAUAAACUGGAUACCUUCUGUGGCAGCCCACCAUAUGCUGCUCCAGAGCUCUUUCAAGGGAAGAAAUAUGAUGGACCUGAAGUAGAUGUUUGGAGUUUAGGUGUUAUUCUUUAUACUCUCGUGAGUGGAUCUCUUCCCUUCGAUGGACAGAACUUAAAGGAACUUAGAGAAAGAGUGCUGAGGGGAAAAUACAGGAUUCCUUUCUACAUGUCCACAGACUGUGAAAACCUCCUCAAACGUUUCCUGGUGCUAAACCCAACAAAAAGAGGCACUCUAGAGCAAAUUAUGAAGGACAGGUGGAUCAAUGCAGGGCAUGAGGAGGAUGAACUUAAACCUUUUGUUGAACCAGAGCUAGACAUCUCGGACCAGAAAAGAAUAGAUAUUAUGGUAGGAAUGGGAUAUUCUCAAGAAGAAAUUCAAGAAUCCCUUAGUAAAAUGAAGUAUGAUGAAAUCACAGCUACAUACUUACUGCUAGGAAGGAAGUCAUCAGAGUUGGAUGCAAGUGAUUCAAGCUCCAGCAGCAAUCUUUCACUUGCCAAAGUUAGGCCAAGUAGUGAUCUUAAUAAUAGCACUGGACAAUCUCCUCAUCACAAAGUUCAGAGAAGCAUAUCUUCUAGCCAGAAACAGCGGCGGUACAGUGAUCACGCUGGACCAUCCAUCCCCUCAGUAGUGGCAUAUCCCAAAAGAAGCCAGACUAGUACUACAGACAGUGACCUCAAAGAGGAAGGAAUUCAGUCAAGAAAAUCCAGCAGUAGUGCUGUUGCAGGAAGAGGAAUUGCACCAGCUAGCCCAAUGCUUGGAAAUGCCAGCAAUCCCAACAAGGCUGAUAUUCCUGAACGUAAGAAAAGUUCGGCUGUCCCUAGUAAUAAUACUACCCCUGGAGCAAUGACACGGCGCAACACAUAUGUUUGUAGUGAAAGAACCACUGCUGAUAGGCAUUCAGUGAUACAAAAUGGCAAGGAGAACAGCCUGACAGAAAUGUUCGCUUACGCAGCUAGCCCUGCUUCAGUUUGUACCACAUCCUUCUCCAGUGUUCGGCUGCGACAUCAGAAGUCGAUGUCCAUGUCAGCCUCUGUGCACACGAAGAUGAUGUUGCCUCCAAUAGACAAUGGCGCAGAUAACUUCAGGCCUAUCACUAUUCCCGAUCAGAGAACUCCCGUUGCUUCAACCCACAGCAUUAGCAGUGCGACCACCCCUGACCGUAUUCGUUUCCCCAGAGGAACGGCCAGCCGCAGCACGUUCCACGGGCAGCUGCGCGAGCGCCGCACCGCCACCUACAACGGCCCGCCCGCCUCGCCCAGCCUGUCCCACGAGGCCACGCCGCUGUCCCAGACCCGCGCCCGCGGCUCCACCAACCUCUUCAGCAAGCUCACCUCCAAGCUGACCCGAAGAAACAUGUCAUUCAGGUUUAUCAAAAGGCUCCCGACUGAAUAUGAGAGGAACGGGAGAUUUGAGGGCUCAAGCCGCAAUGUAGCUGUGGAUCAGAAGGACGAGAACAAGGAAGCCAAGCCUCGCUCGCUGCGUUUUACCUGGAGCAUGAAAACCACCAGCUCCAUGGAUCCCAAUGACAUGAUGAGGGAAAUACGGAAGGUCCUGGAUGCCAAUAACUGUGACUAUGAACAAAGAGAGCGUUUCUUGCUUUUCUGUGUCCAUGGAGAUGGGCACGCGGAAAACCUGGUCCAGUGGGAGAUGGAGGUGUGUAAACUGCCAAGACUGUCCCUGAACGGAGUUCGCUUUAAGCGGAUAUCGGGAACAUCCAUAGCUUUCAAAAACAUUGCUUCCAAAAUUGCCAAUGAGUUAAAGCUGUAACAAGAAAAAAAUAGUUAAGUUGUAAAUUAGUUAGCAAUUUAAAGUGUUUUUGAGAAUUCCGAUGGAAAUGUAUAGAAUAACAUUUAGGCAAUAACUUCUGCAUCCUUCUGAAUAGUGAUAUUAAAAAAAAAGCUGCUGAGCUGGGAGGGAGAGUUGGACUUUUUUAUAAGUGCACUACAGCAUUAAAGUUGCCUACUAUGUAAAAUA
Molecule: messenger RNA, 2622 nt
Organism: Ficedula albicollis (Collared flycatcher)
Lineage: Eukaryota; Metazoa; Chordata; Aves; Passeriformes; Muscicapidae
Gene: MARK3
Product: microtubule affinity regulating kinase 3
Exons: 19
Coding region: 307-2415 (702 amino acids)
Biological process (GO): intracellular signal transduction; protein phosphorylation
Cellular component (GO): cytoplasm; plasma membrane
Molecular function (GO): ATP binding; protein serine/threonine kinase activity
Source: RefSeq, a predicted model, not a curated record